Messenger RNA from Moneuplotes crassus, 2475 nucleotides. Lineage: Eukaryota; Ciliophora; Spirotrichea; Euplotida; Euplotidae. The record is from the annotation of a GenBank genome assembly.
AUGAAACCAUCAGGAACUCAUAAACAGACAAGUGAUAAUGCAAGCUCAAGGCGAAAUCAGAGCCAAAAGAAGGUAGUCAGAAUCCCCAGCACCAAAGCUAUCUCCGAGGUUGAGAAGGUGCAACUCAAUUCUCCUCGAUCUUCAGAAAUCUUUAACAACCGUUCUGGAACCAAUAGCGGAGACAAGAACGAGAGUGUCCUAGUGAAGAGAUGUCAUAAUAACAAGUUGCCAAGCCGCAAAGUCUCAGGUGAGAAAUAGCCCUCUUGUCAAUGCUCAAUGCUUCGGUCAAAGGAAAGCUGAAGCUUUGAAGGCGAAGAAGAGCAGCACUAGGAACCAAGAUAGAGAUAUAUCACAAGAAAUUGACCUUGCCGGUCAAACUGAUGGCCUUGAGGCGGCUAUGAAGAUCUCAAAAAUCUCAAUGCCUCAGAAUAAAAAUGACUUGAAAAGAAAAAUUGCCCAAAGAAGGAAGAAAAUUAAGAGGAAUAUAGAUCUACUCGAAUUUCAACCUGUGCAAAUGCAGAGGAUCUCGCUCAAGGAUGAACAAAAGCAAGCUAGGGAUUCUUCUGCAAUCUCCCAAAAGUCUAAAAUAGCAAAAGGUGCACAUACUGAUAGGAACAAAGUCAACAAAGCCUUAUUUAUAAAUGAUCCAACGAAAUCAGUCUCAAGGGGAGAAAAUAAGCACAAAAAUUUAUUGAGAUCAAAUAUCACAAAAGCUCAAGGAAAGUUGUUUUCUUCUUCUCCAAAGAAAGCUGUUCAGAAGAGCAUGAUCCUCGAAAAGGAAGAAAACCCUCUAGAAGACAUUUCUACAGGUAAGAUGAAGGCGUAUAUGGAGUUCCAGAAUUCGAUCCGCAAAACACAGAGGGUUAUUCCUUCCAAGCUGCCUCCAAAGCUACUGACUGAUUUCCCUCAUCAUCGUCCGAACAAUAAGAAUUAUGUUGAAUUCUUGUCUAAAUUCAGGAAAUUUCAGCAAAGAAGGGGGCAGAGAAUGUCACAAAGUUUAGCGGUUAUUUCAUAUGGGUCCUCAAAGGAGCUAGAUGAACAGGAUUCGCAGCAGAAUUAAGAAUUUACCUAGAUAUCCCCACUUGCCUUUUAAAAAGCAGUGUCUCUACAUGUCCUCUAACCAGGAGAAGAACAGUGCUCUAGAGAUUAAGAAAAGAAUGCUGAUGAGCAAGUAUAUGCAUCAGGAGUUUGAUCCAAUUUUUGAGACUGAUUUCGGCAAAGCUUAUUUCUCAGGAAUCGAAGAAUCCGAUGUACUGGAAGGAGAAACCAUUGCUGAGAUGGUAGCCAGGCUCGGAAAUUAUGGCAUAGAGAGGAAAUAAAAAUCUGCUAGGACGAGCAGCAAGAAGAGAUUUUAAAUCUGAGCAGGAUAAUAUCCACAAAUCUUUUCAAGGCAAAACUACAGAUUCACAAAAGCCAUCAACAGUCAGGCUAAAUUUCGACAGUAUUGAAAAUAAAGAGGCUAUUGAUCAAUACCUAAACAAAUUAUUUGUAAAGCUAAACCUCCAGCCAGUAGAAAACCAUACAAGGGAGUCAUUCAGAUCUGUGAUCGAGUGUCUCAAAAAGUUCAACAAACGGUACCACAGCAAAAAGAAGGGUCCCAGCGUGAACAUCAAAGAGUUACAGAAAGCUGAAGGUUUAUUCCAAGAGCGAGGCAACAGCAAUGAUGACCUUGAUCUCACCUCCAAUACACAGUCUGUCUUCCAGAUCGCGAUGAACAAGAAGCAGGAGUAUGACAUGAAAAAGAGUGAUCGUGAGAUUCUCAGGUCAUCUCGAAUUUCUGGUAGGUCUAAUUUCUACCCAGGGACAAGAAAAGCUAGUCGAAACAGCAAACGCAAUCAAAAUGGGUUUUCCCAAAACUUGUUCGGAGAAGUUGGCAAGAACAAUCAGAAGCAGACCCAAAGUAUUUUCAACAGAAUUCGUGAAGAUAUGUACAAAAAUCUGAAAGUAUCUACUUCAGGAAACCAUUGUGAUAAGUUCGGUUUCCUAAAAUCUCCAAUGACCUCACAGAUAAAUGAAAGACCUCCAGUAAUGAUGUCUCCACUUGAUGGGAAGGCUGUGUAUCCAAGGUCAGGCCGCUCUAGAAAAGGUCUGAAUUCAAGUUUCAUUAACCCACAGGAAAAGAGAGUCAAGAUUGAGUUUCAGAAUACGCCAACUACUAAACGAAGGAUAGAGAGCGAGUACAAGAAUUUAAUAAGGAAAAACUCCUUAGAAUCCAAAGCAAGUCGCAGAUCUAUUGAAAAACUUAAUUUCGAUACAAGGAAGUUAGAAGAAGCUAUUGAUGAAUUCAUGCUCAAUCCUGAGAAUGCUAACCUUGACUCAAUUAUGGCAAAUAAAGAGGAAGAGAAGAAGCUGGAAGAAAGUCUGUUCUACAACAAGAAGUUCCUAGAACAAUGUAAAAGUGACAAUAACUAUAUCACUUUGAUGAUACAUAAAAUGAAGAAGAGUUCUUAUAGGCAUAACCAAAGAGAGUUUUAA